Molecule: messenger RNA, 1650 nt
Organism: Arachis stenosperma
Lineage: Eukaryota; Viridiplantae; Streptophyta; Magnoliopsida; Fabales; Fabaceae
Product: acyl-CoA-binding domain-containing protein 1
Exons: 6
Coding region: 242-1315 (357 amino acids)
Molecular function (GO): protein binding; fatty-acyl-CoA binding
Source: RefSeq, a predicted model, not a curated record
CUCUGCGUUGGCGCGUGCAUGAGUUCUUCCCUUUCUCUCUCUUACACAUCGCAAUCUCCCUCUAUUUCCGUCAACUCCAUAGCUUCUUCGGUGCUCUCUCACCCUUUUCUUCAAUACUCACUUAAGGUUUUAUCUUCUAAGCUUUAGGUUCUUCACAUAACCCCCUCAAAAACCUAAAACCUCUUCAGUGGAAUUAGAAUCAGAUAUUUCUGUUAGGGUUUUCAACUUCCAAUCCGCAUCCAUGGGAGACUGGCAACCCCUUCUCCAAUCCAUUUUCAUCGGUCUCAUUUUUUCUUACCUUCUUGCCAAGCUCAUCUCCGUUGUUGUCUCCUUCAACAACGACAACCUAACCGUCACGCGCGCCUCCGCCGAAGAAGAUGACAGCAAUCCUAUACGGACCGCCACGGGACCCGACCGAGGCGGCGGCGUCUCCGAAGCAAGUAACAAUCGCUUUGAGCAGGAGUCUGUCAUGGCGGAGCAGGGAAGUGUGAGGGCCGAGAGUUUGGACGGCGACGACGACUACGACGAUGACGAUUGGGAAGGUGUGGAGACCACCGAGCUCGACGAGGCGUUCAGCGCCGCCACAGCGUUCGUGGCUGCCGCCGCCGCCGAUCGGUUGUCGCAGAAGGUGUCGAGCGACGUGCAGCUACAGCUCUAUGGGCUGUACAAGAUCGCCACUGAAGGUCCCUGUAGCACGCCGCAGCCUUCGGCGUUGAAGAUGACAGCACGUGCCAAAUGGCAAGCGUGGCAGAAAUUGGGAGCUAUGCCUCCUGAGGAUGCAAUGCAGAAGUACAUUGAUAUUGUGACAGAGCUAUAUCCUUCUUGGCUUGAUGGUUCAUCUUUGCGGAGCAAGAGUUACGGUGGUGGUGGCUCUAGUUCAGAGGCUAAGGGACCAAUGGGGCCAGUAUUUAGCACUUAUGUAUAUGAAGAGGAAUAUGGCAGUGACUUGACAAUGGAUGCCAUUCAUGGAUUUGCUAGAGAAGGAGAUAUGGCUAAUCUGCUCAAGUGUAUAGAAAGUGGUAUUUCAGUGAAUUUGAAGGACAGUGAGGGCCGGACACCAUUACAUUGGGCCGUGGACCGUGGCCACCGUAAUGUCACAGAGCUGCUGCUUGAGAGGAAUGCUGAUGUGAAUUGCAAGGAUAAUGAGGGACAAACUCCGUUGCAUUACGCUGUUAUGUGUGAUAGAGAAGCCAUAGCUGAGUAUUUAGUGAAGCAUAAUGCAGACACAAAUUUAAAGGAUAAUGAUGGCAGUUCCCCGCAUGACAUCUGUGAGUCAAACUGGUCGUGUUUGCAGCAACUGGGGGAACCAAAUUGAUUGUUAGUUUGGUUCUUGGUGCUUUUGGCUAAUAUACUAUAACCUUACCCAAAUCCCUUUUGGGGAUGUACGUGUCUAUAUUAACUCAAUUUUUCUUUUCCUUCUUCCUUUUAGUAUAUAUACACCCUUUUAGACCCGCCAAUAUACUGCUUAGGUAAUGGUUAAUCAAGCGUAUGUGUUUUAUUAUUGCUUCAUCUGAUUAACACCUGAUUGGUCCCUUCUAUUGACGAGGACUCCUUAUUUUGCCCUUAUUUACUUAUAUUUGAUGGAGAAUUAUAAUAUUCAUCAAAAGUAUAGAGUAACAAGGAAAUGAAUCACUCCUAAGUACUAACUAA